Messenger RNA from Diaporthe amygdali, 1023 nucleotides. Its product is annotated as regulator of g-protein signaling. NCBI's taxonomy places the organism in Eukaryota, Fungi, Ascomycota, Sordariomycetes, Diaporthales, Diaporthaceae. The transcript has a single exon. The coding region runs from base 1 to 1023 and encodes 340 amino acids. The record is from RefSeq and is a predicted model, not a curated record.
AUGAGACACUCGAGGAUACGAAGCUACGCGCCCUCAUACCUGUCUCCUAGCCCGUCGCCUCGGGACCUGUCGCCAGAACCAUCGCCAGACGACGACCGCGGCGGUGGGCCCACCAUGUCUACGUCCCGGCCAGUCAGUCUGGCACCAUCAACGGGCAUCCGCUUGCCCACCCUGGAGGAGAUCCUCGCAGACUCUGCACCUUACCCAUACACCCUCGGAGCCUUCAUGGCCUACCUGUCUCAGAACCACUGCCUCGAAACUCUCGAGUUCACCAUGGAGGCCGACCGCUACAAGCUGGCCCACUCGCAGUCUCAGCACACAUUCAUGGACAGCGGCGAGCACGUCUGUGAGUUGUGGCAGAAGCUUAUUCAAGUCUACAUCCAGCCUUACGGCUCACGGGAAGUUAACCUGCCGUCGCACGUCCGGGACCGGUUGUUGAGCCUGUCCUGUGGCCCCGCCCCGCCGGACCCGGCAGAACUGGACGAGGCGGUCAGGAUCGUCUAUGAACUGAUGAGCGACUCGGUCCUGGUUCCUUUCCUCGAGUCCCUGUCCACCCCGGUGGGAGAUAUCCACACUGACGAGAGGGUCACCGAGUCGAGGUCAAGACACGGCAGAUCACGCACACGAAAGCGGGCGUCGAAAGAUGCUUUGUCACCCAGUGAUGACCCCAGCCGGUCGCCCAAGACGUCAUUCUUGCCCCACCUGAGUAUCAGUCGCAAGAGUGAUCUGAACAGCCGCUAUGGAUCCUCGUCGAGUGAACCCGCGGAAGACCUCACAGACGAUAGUGGAACCAACUCGCCUCCCGCCUGCGACCCCAUGACCCCACCGACGACACCACCCACAACGGACUGGGCCUUCAGCACCUCUCCUGGAACCCUCCACAAGGCCAUCAGUGCGCAUAGCAACGGGUGGAAGAAGGUUGGCGCGAAGCUGGGCUUGGGGAGGAAGGGCCGGUCCGGCCACCGAGGGACGUCGAGCACGAGUGCCGCGAGACCGGGCAUUGCAGCCGAUCAAAGCUUAUGA